UACAAUGAAAGUAGAAUUUCAAGUCUUCGCAAAAGCUCCUCCCUCCUUCAAUCGGCGUGUUUAUUCUUAGAAGGUGAUUUAAAGAACCUUAAAAAUUGUCACUUGUUCCAUUUAUCUCGGAGCAUCUCGUCACCUGGUUUGGUAAAACAGAAACCCCGAUGCUUCGGAGAUGAUUCCACUUUUGGAAUUUAUUGUAUCAGCCAUUUGGGUAACUUUGAUACUUCUUAUUGCAUGGUACUUCCUGCUCACUGACUGCGACCUUAUUCUUGCAUUUGCUGAAAAAUUUGGACGGCCAAUAUCUGCUUUUUCCGGGAAAGUGGUAUGGAUCACCGGUGCUUCAACGGGUUUAGGGGAGGCGAUGGCAUAUCAACUGGCAGAAGUUGGUGCCAAACUUGUUUUGACAGCUAGAAGCGAAAAUCUUUUGCAAAAAGUAAAGGACGAAUGUAUAGAAAGGUCUAAAGGAAAAUUAUUGAAAAAGGAUAUACUUGUAUUACCUUUCGAUCUAGCUCAAUUCGAAUGUCAUGAAAAGAAUGUAAAAAGUGUGAUCGAUCAUUUUGGAAGAAUAGAUGUUCUAAUCAACAACGCAGCACGUUACCAAAUUGGGCGACUAAUAGAUACUGAUAUAAAAGUGGAUAAAGCAAUGUUCGACGUCAACUUUUUUGGGCCGAUCUCCCUCACGAAACUUGUCAUAAAACAGUUCCUCAGUCAAGGCAAAGGACACAUCGUAGUAAUUUCAAGUAUUGCCGGAAAAUUUGGUGUGCCAUCAACGGCAUCUUACACAGGAACAAAGCAUGCUUUACAGGGUUAUUUUGAAGCUCUGCGAACCGAAUACCAGAGAGAUAAAAUUUCAGUGACUAUGGUAUGUCCAGGAAUUUUCAGCUCUGAAAUAUUUCGGAAAACUAUGACUACCAAAGAAGAUGAGAUUUUCCAAAAAGAUUACAACCAUUAUGAAUGCCUAAAUAUGACUUCGGAAAGGUGUGCCUACCUCGCAUUAGUGGCUUCUGUCAACAAACUCUUUGAAUCUUGGAUUGCUUAUCAACCCUUCCUAUUCAUGAUGUGGGGAUCUCAAUUUGCUCCAGAUAUUUACAAAUACAUCAUGAGUCUGAUAUACAACAAGAAACGUCUUUCAGAACUUCAUCAGGGAAAGUGGCCUACAGAUCUCCCAGUGUGGAAACCGCUGUUUAAAGGGAAAUGAAAACAAUUAUGUAAGCCUAUCUUUCUAUUCAAGGGACUUCUGUCUACAAUUAGGGGCCAAUCAAGCCAUCCCCUCUACCUCUCCUCCCUGUUCUGUCAUGCCAUAUCAUUUCCAUAUUACAUCAUCACAAUAUUUUAAGCAGUUUUUUUUGUAUCAUAUGAACCUAUAAAUACUCAU
Messenger RNA from Uloborus diversus, 1372 nucleotides. RefSeq names its product dehydrogenase/reductase SDR family member 7-like. The coding region runs from base 170 to 1195 and encodes 341 amino acids. The record is from RefSeq and is a predicted model, not a curated record. Lineage: Eukaryota; Metazoa; Arthropoda; Arachnida; Araneae; Uloboridae. The transcript is spliced from 9 exons. Gene Ontology annotation, molecular function: oxidoreductase activity.